ACCUCCUCCGCUUGUGCGGAGCGGCGCGAGGUGUCCAUGGCGGGGCGGUGGCUGCGGGCGGCGAGGGGGAUGGGGGGGAGGAGGAGGAGGGGGUGGUCGGAGGCGCCGGCGUUCGCGGCGGAGCAGCGGGCGACGCUGGUGAACGUGAAGCUGAAGUGGGUGAAGGACCGGGCGCUCGACGGGGCGGUGUCGCGGGAGCGCGACCUGCGCGCCGCCCACCACCUGCUCGACGUCGUGUCCGCCCGGCCAGGCCACCGGGUAUCGCGCCCGGAGCUCCUCGCCGAUAGCUCUGUGCGCAGGGCGUUCGGGGGCGUGGACGGGGUGGACGCGUUUCUAGCCAGGUACCACACGCUCUUCGCGCUGCGCCGCGGCGGCGGCGUGUCCCUCACGGACGCGGCGCUCGACCUCCGGCGGCGGGAGGUGGACUGCCUCGUCGAAUCCGAGCCCGACCUCGUGUCCCGCCUCCGCCGCCUCCUCAUGCUCACGCUGCCGCGGUCGCUCCCCCUCCACACCGUCGACCUCCUCCGCUGGGACCUCGGCCUGCCCCGCGACUACCGCGCCUCCAUCCUCCGCCGCUACCCCGACCAUUUCGCCCUCGACCAGCCCGAGGGCGAUGAGCGCGUCUGGCUCCGCCUCCUCUGGUGGGACGACGGUCUUGCCGUCUCCGAGCUCGAGAAGAGCACCGCUGGCGGCGGCGGCGGUGACACCACUUGCCUCCCCUUCCCGGUGAGCUUCACGAAAGGGUUUGGUCUCAGAAGCAAGUGCAUCAACUGGCUGAAGGAAUGGCAGGCGCUUCCGUACACCAGCCCCUAUGCCGAUCCCUCAGGCCUCGAUCGCCGCACCGAUGUGUCGGAGAAGAGGAAUGUAGGAGUGUUCCAUGAGCUGCUGCACCUCACGGUGGCGAAGAGGACGGAGCGCCGCAAUGUGAGCAACAUGAGGAAGCUGCUCGGCAUGCCGCAGAAGUUCACCAAGGUGUUCGAGCGCCAUCCAGGCAUUUUUUACCUCUCUAGAGUGCUUGGCACGCAGACAGUUGUGCUCAGGGAAGCUUACGGUGGUGGAAGCCUGCUGCUCGCGAAGCAUGCACAUCCACUUGCUACUAUCAGGGAGGAGUAUUCGGCAGUGAUGAGGGCGGCAUUGCCACCAAGGAGGAGGAGGAGUAGGGAAAGUGACUCGUGCAGCGAGCAGGAUGAGGAAUGUGUAGGAGGAGAAGAAUUUGAACUCACUGAAUGAAUGCUUCUGUGCAGUGAAUCAAUUUUGAGUGCACUAAAAUGAAGAAGAUUUAGUUGGAUCACACAAUGACUUGUUAGGCCCAAAAGGACUUGGUGAACCUCAUCAGAUGGAUGCCCUACGAUGUCAAUGGCUCAGCAGCUUGGUGGAUGAUAGAAAGUCAUCUUUUUAGUGGAAAGGUAGAAGAUCAUCAGAGAUCCAAGAUAUGUGAGCAGCAAAGGCUCCAACAGGCAAUCUGAGAGGGUGGGCUAAACAUCAAAAUGUGUCGUUCAUGAAAUUUUAAUCUAAUGAAAAACAUGAGAUAGUUGCUCUUUGUCGGGGUUGUCUGCUGAUAGUAAGAGCACAUGGGUGAUGGGUCUAUCCUGCUUGUACUGCUGCUAUAGCAACGCAUCAAUGGCAUCAGGUACACAUUGUAAUAUUCUGCAAGGCUACAACCGCAGCUAUAUGGCUGUAUCAUCUUGAUCUGCUGUUACCGGUACUCUACAUUGUAAUGGAACAGUACUCAUCCGGGGGGGACCAUUCGUUUGGUCAAUACCACUCCCAAAUAAAUACGGUUGCUGCAUGUGAGACUGCAUCUGAGCUCACUGGCCGGAGAAUCCUAAAGCAUUUUCUAUUGAUUGUUAGCCCAGGGCAAGGCGAAGAUGAAGAUAAAAAAGAAGGUCCAUAUGGGCGAUGGGCACUCCUACCGUGCAUGUUCCCCUCAAGCGACGCCUUCAAUAACUGUGCUCUGAUCUAUCUUAACUUCCCUAUUGAAUCACAGGUUAGCUUGAUCUGGUCACCACCCCCCCCCCCCCCCCCAACUCUCUGCACAAUGCAAAGCAAGGCAUUCCCUUCCUCUACUCUCGAGACAGGAGUGUAUAUAUUAUACGCUUGGCCGUGUGUUGACGUACAACGAUGGAUUCUUGCAUUGUGACAAAGGCACGAAUUCAGCUGAGCCAGGUGCGUGCUACACUACGCCGUUGCUCAGCCUAUCAGCAGCCGUCUUUGAUUCACUCGAGGAUAAAAACAACCAUCUACUUUUGUUCCGUACUCCCUCCGUCCCAAAAUAAGUGUAGUUUUGCACUAUUUACGUUCAACGUUUGACCGUU
Molecule: messenger RNA, 2315 nt
Organism: Oryza sativa Japonica Group (Japanese rice)
Lineage: Eukaryota; Viridiplantae; Streptophyta; Magnoliopsida; Poales; Poaceae
Source: RefSeq, a predicted model, not a curated record